This is a messenger RNA of Lachancea dasiensis, 444 nucleotides long. Lineage: Eukaryota; Fungi; Ascomycota; Saccharomycetes; Saccharomycetales; Saccharomycetaceae. The record is from the annotation of a GenBank genome assembly.
AUGUCCUCUACUGUGACCAUAAGUACGCGAGAAAUUUCCGUUUUUUCAGAGGAGUACAAGAAACGCCGGAAAUUGCAAAUGAUGAGGUUUUUUGGUGCUACUGCCUUCACUUUACUAUCUGCCCGUUUGGCAUUUCGCGGAGUCCAAUCUCGCAAAUAUGUUCCAAAUAUGUUUCAGCUCAACCACAAACCUCCAUUGUAUUCCUUCCAGGGAGAAGCUGUAAGUGCUCUAGCGUUUGGAACUGGACUAGCUACAGGCUCUUUUGGUAUGCUAGUGUUUGGAACGUGCUGGCUCGCAGACAUAUCAUCGUUUGCUGAGUUUACCUUGAAGGUCAGAAAACUGAUGGGUGAACCCGCUACUCGAAUUUCUGAAGAGCCGUUAGAUAUAGAAACGCAAAAAGUGACGCAGGCCCUUCAGGAACUUCUCGAGAACUCCAGACGCUAA